AUUAAUCGUUGCUAAGUUACUGCUGAGCGGUGUUUUCGAGUGUUACGUUCUGAAGUGGUAUUUAAGAGUUAUGUAGAAAUGCUUGGUUUUUAUUUGUAGUGUUUUACAGUUUUUAUUAGCAAGAAAUAUUUUUGCUGUUUAAUUUUUUUAAAAAUUAGUAGCUUUUUAUCAUGGAGGGUUUGCCUCUUCUGCCUGGAUAUAUUUUCAGAGACCCAACUGAAACAAAAUUUCACUUGCCACAGAAGUUUGGUUUCAAGAAUGGGUACCGAAUAGCAACGCCUGUGAGUGUUGGGAUAGGUGACAAGCCAUUGGAUUCUGACUCUAUUACAUUUUAUAGGGAUACUCAAUAUGUGCAGUUUGACCCGUCGCUGACAUACGGCCGGUCGAAGCGCUCUGCGCCUCCUGUGUUCGUGCCUCACUUCGUCCUAUACGACAAGAAGGCGCUGCUUUUCCGAGGUUUCUUCAGGGAGUCUGUGUGCGAGUCCCCUGCUGAGCACUACAGGGUGCGCCAUGUGAACAUAGUGUACUACCUAGAAGACGACACCUUGUCUGUCUCGGAGCCAGCGGUCAAAAACUCCGGACUGGUGCAAGGUUGCUUGGUGCGACGAGGCAGGAUCCCCAAGAACGACGCUGGCCACUGCUGGCACUGGAAGGACCUGAAUAUCGGAAUCGACAUGCUGAUCUAUGGCAUCGUGUACCACACCAUCGACUGUGACAAAUUCACCAAGGAGUACAUGGAGAGCCAGGGCGUCGAGCUGAACCCCCCUGAGGAACUCCCGGCCGACCCUUACAUCACGGACAGAACUUUAAAGGAGCAGACACCUGCCAGCGCUCCUGCGGUUACAGACGACAGGCUGAGGCGUUUCCUGGAGUUCGACGGCAAGAUCCUCAGGUUCUUCGUGGCGUGGGACAACCGAGACGCGGACCCGACCGGCUGCUCGGAGCUGGCCCCCUACGUCAUCUACUACUUCCUGGCGGACGACACGGUCCAGGUGCAGGAGGUUCGCUCGGACAACGACGGCCGCGACCCCUUCCCGCUGCUGCUCCGCAAGACCAAGCUGCCCAAGAACUGGAAGGACCUGCCAGCCAAUUUUCCUUCACUAUAUCUGGAGAUCAGUGACCAGGAAAUAACAGAAUUUUACUCACCAAAGGAUUUCAUCAUUGGUAACACUAUCUUUGUAAUGGGUCGCAGGUUUCUGGUAUACGACUGUGACCCCUUCACUCGAAACUACUUCCAGAAGGCGCUAAACAUCACUCAACCUGCGAAGAUGGAUGUUUUCCCAAAAAAGAAGCCUCCUCCAAAACCAGCGAUUCCCCCUCACACCGGGUUCGGCACGCCCGAAGACUCGCUGCAGUCGUGCCUGUCGCUGCAGCCCAAGCCUCCGAGGAAAGACGUCAUAAGAUACGUGGUCAACGCCAACAAGAACCUGCGCUACGAGGCCCGGCUGGACUGGGUGCACCCGGAAGACAAGGACCGCAGGUUCAUCGUCCUCUACUCUCUGGCCGAUGGCAACCUUUCCAUCACGGAACCGCCCGUUCGCAACUCCGGAAUCAUCGGGGGCCGGUUUCUCAAGCCGAUGCUCGUCCCGAAGCCUGGCACGGAUCCCGACAACCCUGAAUACUACACCGCCGCGGACAUAUUCGUGGGCGCCGUGCUGGUCGUCUUCCAGCACCGGUUCAUCGUGACCGGUGCCGACCUGAUGGUCUACCACUACAUGGAGGCCAAUCAGGAGAAGUUCCCGCCCUUGGUCUUCAGCAACAUCCGCAGCUACGUGCAGCGCCAGGGGCUGGUGCCGGCGGAAGUCGAGGAGUGCGGCCCGGAGAGAGCCUGCGAGGAUCCGUGCGUGGAUCCGUGCGAGGAGCAGGCACAGCCAGCCCAGUGACGCUCUUCUUCUCACAUUCUCUCUCACAGCAACAUCUCAUUCAUUUUAAACACACUUUUUAUGGCUACAAAACACAAAUUUCUAGAUGUACCAUUAUUUUUGUCUAUUAAAUUUUUAAAACUCUAUGUUAUUAAAUUCUCAUAAAUACAAAU
Molecule: messenger RNA, 2035 nt
Organism: Bacillus rossius redtenbacheri
Lineage: Eukaryota; Metazoa; Arthropoda; Insecta; Phasmatodea; Bacillidae
Product: EF-hand domain-containing protein 1-like
Exons: 11
Coding region: 171-1883 (570 amino acids)
Biological process (GO): mitotic spindle organization; mitotic cytokinesis; cilium-dependent cell motility
Cellular component (GO): mitotic spindle; axoneme
Molecular function (GO): alpha-tubulin binding
Source: RefSeq, a predicted model, not a curated record